Molecule: messenger RNA, 3911 nt
Organism: Acyrthosiphon pisum (pea aphid)
Lineage: Eukaryota; Metazoa; Arthropoda; Insecta; Hemiptera; Aphididae
Product: sodium-independent sulfate anion transporter
Exons: 12
Coding region: 725-2566 (613 amino acids)
Biological process (GO): sulfate transmembrane transport
Cellular component (GO): membrane
Molecular function (GO): secondary active sulfate transmembrane transporter activity
Source: RefSeq, a predicted model, not a curated record
GUACUUCAGAUCGAAAAUAAUAUUGUAAUGACCGAUUACCGACAUUGCGUCAAAUAUCAUCUUCGCGCGCCACCGUCACCGCUGCGACCUAGUGCCAAGGUCCAGCGAUGAAAAAAGUGAUCACACAAUAAUAUUGUGAUAAUAUUACAGAUUUAUUAUCGGUUUAGAAACGCAGAUUGUACCUACUAUCGCUUUACAGACGGAAUUGUGCAUAAAACAGUGUAUUUUUCUCGGUGCCUUUGCUGGCGGCCUGCAGAUAUCUAGUAGUCGUAGACGCCACACUCCUGCUUUCGGUCCGUCCACACCGCAAUCGCGGGAUUUGUGCCACUUGAGAGUCGGUCGCAGCUCUUAGAUUAGCUAGACGACGUGUAAAUUAUGCAAACAACGCGUCUUUUCAGUCGAUCAUCAAACCUAAAGCCGCAGCGGAUCGCAAUUCUUCGUGCAGAAAUCGCCCACGACUGUCUUGAUAACAGCUGCAAGUGAUUCGAAAUUCGACCGACCAUCGUUAAUAAUUAUUAUUAUAUACUAUCGGUUUUUGUGUAACGCCGAAAAUGCACGAGACAACAAAACCCUAUACGCAGAAUACACAUCAUACAUAUAUAUUAUAAUUUUAUUUCACUGGUGUCGGUUAGCUAACGAAUUGUUUAGUGAAGACGAAUGCAAAUGGCUGAGAAUUAUCUAUAAAAUAUAAGCCAACUCAAACGAUCAUGUCAAGAAAAAACAAAUGCAGAGAGCGAUUAAAAACGAAAAAAUCUACAAGUUCUUUCACCAACAUGUGCCGAUCACCAAGUGGCUUCCAAAAUACAAUAGUGAAAAUGCGAUGGGUGAUAUGAUAUCAGGUAUCACAAUUGGACUCACGAUGAUACCACAAAGCAUUGCAUAUGCAUCGCUGGCUAAUUUAUCACCACAGGUUGGGUUGUAUUCAGCACUGAUGGGAGGGUUCAUAUACAUGACUUUCGGGACCGUUAAACAAGUUUCCAUGGGACCUACUUCUCUAAUGGCUUUACUCACUUACGAGUACACAAAAAAUUUGACUCCGGAAUAUGUGGUGCUUUUGACAUUCAUGUGUGGAAUCGUUGAAAUAUCGAUGGGAUUAUUUAAGCUUGGAUUCUUGGUCGACUUUAUCUCCACUCCGGUGACAUCGGGCUUUACAACUGCUACUUCCAUUAUUGUGGUUAUGUCACAAGUAAAAGGUAUUUUGGGCGUGAGAUUCAAAGGAGAUACAGUUAAAGACAUAUUGGAGAAACUGAUAGAGCACUUCCACGAGAGGAGAAGCGGUGACAUGAUUUUUGGACUAGGCGCUAUUGCUUUAAUUCUAUCUAUGAGGGAAUUACGUAAUGUACCGGCUAAAGGGAAUUUGAAAAAAGUUUUGUGGUUCAUUUCCUUGAGUCGGAACACAUUUGUCGUCUUACUCGCAAUGUUUAUCACGUACUUAUUCGAAUCCAGCGGAACUCCCCUGCCGUAUUUGACCUCAGACACUGCUAAAACUGGAUUGCCGUCACUACAGUUUCCGCCCUUUGGAUACACGUCAGGGAACACGACCGUCACGCUGCCCGAUAUGUUAUACGAGAUCCGGUCUGCCAUAUUCAUCAUACCACUUGUGUCGGUGCUGGCCAACGUGUCCAUUGCUAAAACUUAUGCUAACGGAGGUAUAGUAGAGGCGACGCAGGAGAUGUUGGCUUUGGGCAUGUGCAACAUAGCAGGGUCGUUCAUUAUGUCGAUGCCCACAUGCGGCGCGUUUACUCGGAGCGCCCUAAGCCAAGCUAGCGGUGUUCAAACGACGUUAUCCAACAUAUACGCCACCGCUUUAAUAUUGCUGUCCAUCAUGUUCCUCACGCCUCAUUUUCAUCUCAUCCCAAGAGCUUUACUGUCCUCGAUUUUGAUCAGCGCCGUAUUGUUCAUGGUAGACUAUCAGAUAGUCAAACCUCUUUGGAAGACCAACCGAGCGGAGCUGUUCGUUACAUUGGUCACACUUUUGAUAAGCCUUUUCUUUACCGUUGAAAUCGGUUUACUUGCAGGCAUAUGCGCAAACAUUAUUCAUUUAGCUCUUAUGUGGUCCAGACCUAAACUAAAAAUCGAAUUGAUCAAAUCCAAAGGAGUGGAGUUCGUAUUGAUAACGCCAAACAACGGACUGUAUUUUCCCGCGAUAGAUUAUUUGUAUAGGGAAAUCAUGCGAAUCCCAAAACAGGAAGGCUACGCAAAAAUACCAUUGGUUAUAAACUGCGCGCACUUAAAGGGACUGGACUACACUGCCGCCAAGGGGCUGAGCCUAAUAUCUUCAGAAAUCCAGGCCAAAGACCAACGUUUUGUCGUCCUGAGCGCGUCGGAAAAAAUGCGAUACGUUUUUCGGAAGUCUGGCUGCAAGUCGAUGGUGUUCUGUAACUCGCUCGACGCACUACCCGCCACAAUUCUAGGUGACCAUUGCAAAGAAAAAUGUGUACUGAAUAGCUCAUCGACGAAGCGUAAUGAUACUGUGGUCGUGGACGUUCCGAUCACGCUGGCCGAGGGGACUCCUCUGUUGAACGUCAAGACCCCGAACGGUAACGACACCAGAGUUGACCUUUAGCAGAGAUAGAAGCAGUGAUUUUAAUUGACUAGGUUAGUAAACUCGAAAUUCGAAUUGCCUCAAAUUUAACCCUAUUGAAUUGUCUUCCGUACAUUUUAUUUUUAAAAGGUAACUCGAUUUGCCUCCUAUUUUAGGUAGUUGUCUGUACUUCAUUUACUGUAAUCGCAUCUGAUAGAUAAGCUAAUCGAUUUAUAAUUUGAAUGUUAGUUGGUUGAAUCUCAAACAUUGAGUUUUUUUUUUAAUCAAAAACAUUAAUAAAUGCACAUAUGGCGGUUUUAAUGUUAAUCCAGAAGUAUUUGAGUCUGCCCUCUUAUUAAAAUAUGAAAAAUUAAUAAAUUGAAUGAUAAGUGAAUAUACAUGUGUGAUGGUAUAGUAAUAAUAAUUCAAUAGAUCUAUGCCCAUAAUAAUACGGAAAUGUUUGCAUGGAUUUAAUAAUAUUGAAUAAUUGGCUGAAAUCAAUACCACGGUUAAUAAUCAGUUAUAAGAAAGUAAUAUUUUAAUACAAAUACGUUAACGCACAAUAAUAUCUGGUAAUAAAACUGAAGAUAAUAGUAAAUAAUUAUGUAUUUGACGAAUAAUAUUAGAUAAAAAUGUGUAGGUACCUAUGCCAUGGGAGGAAAUUCGAGUGAAAAACGGUCAUCUAUUUAGACUUACUUAGAUUUGGGAGUUAAUUCGUGUGCGACUCUGUGUCCUAUACAUCUAUUAUUAUUACAUUAAUUUAUAUAAUAUUUUAUGUAAAGUGUUUUGUUAAUAAUAAUAUUUAUUUACUACAAUAUUUAAUAUAAAGAUAAUUAUAUUGUAUUCCGUUUGACUGUACAUACAUUACUUGUAAAUAAAAAUAUGAUUAAUAUUUAAUAUGUUAUAAUGUUAAUAUGUGUAACGGAUUUGUCGUUAAUUAUAUUGCGCUUCGGCGGUUAUUGUUAUUAUGUACCUAUUACUGACAUAUUUCAUUGUUCCAUCUUUGUGACUACUGCUGUGAAAAAUGUUAUCGUACGGACUUUUUUGUAUUGAAUUAUAAUAAAAUAUACCUAUACAAUGUACAGUAUAUCAACCCUUGUAGUUGUCGAAAAUAUUUGGAGUUAAAUAAUAAUAAAAAUAAUUUUAAUAGCUUCACAACCGUUCAGUCAUUAAUCAUUAGUUCUUUAGUUAUGAGUUAGGAGUUAUAAUUAUAUUACUCAUUAAUAUUAUUGUUAUUUGUAAUUAAUAUUUAGAAUAUUAAGUAUUUACAUUGGCAUUUGUAUUUGUAUUUGCAUUAACAGUAGCAUUAAUUGUAUUUGUAUUUUUGCAUUAGCAGUAGCAUUUGUUUUUUUAAUUAAGAUCUAUAUUAAAACAACAAAAAAUUAAA